AUGAUGGCUCCCGAUGCAGUCAACAACCAGAGAGGUUAUCCACCGCGGAGAUGCAUCCGAUUACUAUUGCUGUUACUGGUGCCAUCGUACUUCAUAGUACGUCUUCAUCGUGCAUUGUUCAAUGACGGCUUUGGUAACCUGUACGACAACAUCGACUUCUUUCCGGGCUUGAUGGAUCUUCCUGACGCCGGAGUCCCCCGAAUGCACCAUGGAGCCUUUGCUGACUUUUCGUCGUCCAGCAGGCGGCACUUGUCAUCAGACCAAAACUACUCAGCGCUGAUGCAACAGCAACUAUCAGGCAACGAUACGACGAUCCUACCAGAGCAACAACACGAAGCCGGACAAACCUCAUCCGAGCGCAAUAGCGCUACUCGCAACAAGACCCUUACCCUCAAAAGCAACUCAGUGUACCCAGAAAGUCAUCUACGUGGAGCAUACGCUUCUGUACCCCGCCCGGUACGGCCAAGUGCCGAUGCUCCCGAAAACAUCUCAUCCGUGGACCCAGAAAAGCAGCUACACGGAGCAUACGCUUCGGUACCCUUGUCCGCACGGCCAACUUCCGAUGAACUGAUUGAAGCAGCUCUCAAGAAGAAGCGAAGACAAAGAGGCCGCCGCCGACGCAGGGAGCACAUUGAUGGGGAGGUGGGAAAUCAGGAAAGCAACAAAAAGAAGCGCCGCCGUCAACGACAAGGUCAAAAUCCUCGUCGGAGAUCGGAACCCAGGGAGUAUAAGGACACUGACUUGUCCAAAAACAUCACUUCCUAUUCCUAUCUUCCGAUUGGAAAGUACGUGGCAUCGGCCCUUGAGGAAAGGUCGGAACAGGCCAAGACCAGCGGAAAUACGUCUUCUCCUUACGCUUACGCUUUUGUCAUGGGAGGUGUCAACGAGCAAGACGGUCGGUAUUUAGGAAUGUUUUACAACAUUUUGAUUGCAGCAUACAUUUUCGACAAGGAGGGAUCUUCCGCGGAUGUGGUCGUGUACGUCCAAAUGUCAGCAAACUCUACGUUGACGGAACUACCUGAGGACAACACCCGCCUUUUGACGGCGAUGGGUGUGAAAAUAAAGUACUUACCCAAGCCCAAGGUGGAAAACUUUCAUCAGAUUAUCAUGCAAAAGUUGGUGAUUCUAGAGUUGGUGGAGUAUCGACGAGUGAUCUUUCUAGAUACCGACGUCAUGCCGUUUUGCAACCUCGACUACGUCUUUCACUUAUCCGACAGCCCCAAACCAGUUCUCAAGAAGAAUCUCAUCAUUGCCCUUUCGGGGUCACCGGGUAUGUCUUCUUGCGUUUGUGUUGAGAACAAGCUGCGCUGAGACACUAACGACAUGUACUGCGUUUUGUUUUGUUUUUGGCUCGUUAUACAGCGAAUGCAGGUAGGAGACUGUCUUGUUAUGAAACCCAAACGGCUUGCCAGUGAUGCUUGCUCAUUAUUCUGGUGCACGUGUCUUUGCUGUCUAUUAGGUUUCUUCAUGUUAGCUCCAAA
Molecule: messenger RNA, 1481 nt
Organism: Seminavis robusta
Lineage: Eukaryota; Bacillariophyta; Bacillariophyceae; Naviculales; Naviculaceae
Source: the annotation of a GenBank genome assembly